GUUUCUUUAUGUCUGUAUGAUGAUGAUGCAAAUGCUCUCUUAUGAUGCUGUUAUAACGCACAGUUUAGCAACCGCUAAAGAUUGACAACGUGCUUUUUGAAAUUACGCUGACAUUGUAGGCUAACUUACUAGCUGUUAGCAUGGGACUGUUAUUAGCCAGCCUCGACUACGGUACUGUUUGUUAGCAUGAUGCUAACAGUUGUUAGCAUUAGCAUCUUGCAUUACCCAGCGCGUCAGUGUCAAUAAUCCAUUGAUAGUGGUGGGAUUGCAGCUAGCGUGUUGACGUUCCGUUCUAGCGGUUAAGUGUUUUCUGGUUUAAAAUCAUUUUUCAUGCAUUUGAACGGUGAACUCAACUUAAACAGGGUGUUUGGAAAGGGAACUUUAUUCGCCUCCUUAUAAUUGGGACUUUUCCUUUGAGCACGGAGGGGUCUCAGUGAAGGCUGAAAGAUGGUCUGAUGGACCGCCGCUUCUUCUUGACCUUCCUCUUCUGCUCAGUGUCGUGGAUCUUCUUCUGGGAAGUGCGUUGGAAGAAAGGCAAAGAAAGUCAGAUUGAGGAAUGGCUCCAAGGACAUAGCCUCUCUCAAUACAGGCACUUAUUUGAAGAUGUGCAGACACUGGAGGAACUGAGUCUGAGUGUACUGAGUCGUCUGGAAGAGGUGGUGAAGGAGCAGCAGCGCUGGAGGGAAAUUGCAGAGGCCCACAUCCAGCUGCUCCGAGACUUUGCCUUCCAGGAGUGGCUUUGCUCCCAGAACCUGGAGCAUUAUUACCAUACACUGAAGACCUUGGGUUGUGUGAAUCUAGAUGAUCUUUCCCAGUUUGACAGUACACUGCAGCUUUCUCUAGCUGCCUGGGGUUACUACUACGAGGACUACAUUAAGUUGUCUACAGGCAUUAAGAUCCUCCAGACCUCCAGGGGGAGUCGUGAUCAGGACUACGAGAUCCGGCUGGUACACAGCCUUGCUGAGAGGCGUCUGAAUGAGAAGUGGUCACUUGCGGGAGCGCUCAUAUUUGGCUGUACUGUGGCGCUGUGCUUCUUGAUAAGGGACCUCAUGUUUUACGUGAUUGGUGGAAUUACUGUUUCCAUCAUAGCUUUUGUCUUUACCAUCAAGUUCCUCUGUGAGCUUGCUGCGAGGGUGGUCAGCUUCCUGCAGAAUGAGGACCCAGGGCGACGCGGUGACCGCAGCAUCUACGACUAUGUCCGGGGAAACUACCUUGACCCACGUUCCUGUAAGGUGUCUUGGGAUUGGAAGGAACCACAGGAAGUGGGGCAGACGAUGAGCUUCAGAGUCCAGUUGUUCUAUAAGAAUGGGCAGCCUUUUCCAGCCCAUCGGCCAGUAGGAUUGAGGGUCAACAUCACCCACAUUGAACUGGCUCUGGACAUCCCUGUUACACAGGAGGUUCUGCAAGAACCAGAGUCCAAUGUGGUUAAGGUGGCCUUCACUGUGCGUAAAGCUGGCCGUUAUGAAGUUGCUGUCAAGCUGGGUGGCCUCAAUGUGGCUUACAGCCCUUACUACAAGAUAUUCCAGCCAGGUACAGUGGUUCCAUCCAAAACCAAGAUUGCAUACCAUUUCUCUACUCUGGUGCUAACAAAUGGCCAGCAGCACACUUUGCAGAUUGAGCCCAGGGAUGAGUAUGGAAAUCCCACCAGUAACUCCACAUCUCUCACAGAUGAGGCCAACUACAGCGUCCGCGUUCACUCUCUGGGUACAGUGGAUGAUGACAGUCUGGAGGAGUAUUGCAGUAAGUCUGUUUCACUCAACAAGCCACAGUGCCAGGUUCUACUCAGACUGACCCUGAGGAAGACGGGCUGUUUCAGGGCACGGAUCUCCUACAAGGACCAGCCACUCAGCAAUGGGGAGUUUGACAUUAUUGUUCUCAGUGAGAAUGAGAAGGCCUGCGUGGAGAAGAACGUGUCCACACCAGGCAUCAGUAUCUACUUUGAGGCAUACCUCUACAGCAGUGGGAACUACAGCAGCUCCUCAUGGCAGUUACCAGCCUCCUCUUUACUAGCUCCUCAGAGGAGGCCCUCAAUGGGUGAAGAGGAGGAUGACCAUGACUCUCCUGUGGAGGGACAACCUGAGAAGGUCAAGAAACCAAAAAAGGUCUAUUGUUACAUAUCGCCAAAGCAACUAUCCGUGAAGGAGUUCUACCUGAAAAUUAUUCCGUGGCGCCUUUUUACCUUUCGAGUCUGUCCAGGAACGAAGUUUACCUAUCACGGUCCCGACCCUGUUCACAAGUACUUAACUUUAUUGGUGGAUGAUGGGAUACAGCCCCCUGUGGAACUCAGCUGCAAAGACAGAAACAUCAUGGCUGCCACCUUCAUCCGUUUCCUGCACAAGAACAUUGGUGGCUCUGAAACGUUCCAAGAUAAGGUGAACUUCUUUCAACGUGAACUCAGGCACAUCCACUCCAAGAGACCUCGUACCAAGACCUGCCUAAAAAUCACCCGACACUCAAUUCUAGAUUCAUCCCUGAAGGCCACGAGGAACUUCUCCGUGUCAGACUGGAGUAAGAACUUUGAGGUUGUGUUUCAAGAUGAAGAAGCUCUGGACUGGGGAGGACCUCGCAGGGAGUGGUUUGAGCUGAUUUGUAAGACCCUGUUUGACACCUCCAACCAGCUCUUCACCCGCUUCAGUGAUAACAACCAGGGGCUUGUGCACCCAAAUGCUGAGCGGCCAUCUCACUUGCGUCUGAAGAUGUAUGAGUUUGCGGGCCGUGUUGUAGGGAAGUGCCUGUAUGAGUCUGCUUUAGGUGGAGCCUACAAGCAGCUGGUCCGAGCUCGCUUUACACGUUCCUUCUUGGCCCAGAUCAUUGGCCUCAGGAUGAACUACAAGUACUUCGAGACGGACGACCAGGAGUUCUAUAAAACUAAAGUCUGUUUCAUCCUAAACAAUGACGUGAGUGAAAUGGACCUGGUGUUUGCUGAGGAGAAGUACAGCAAGUCGGGACAGCUGGAGAAGGUGGUGGAGCUAAUAUCAGGGGGAGCUCAGAUUGCUGUUACCAAUGAAAACAAGAUGCAUUAUCUCAACCUGCUGGCCCAGUACAGACUGGCCAGCCAGGUGAGAGAUGAGGUGGAACACUUCCUGAAAGGUUUGAAUGAACUGGUUCCAGAAAAUCUGCUUGCCAUAUUUGAUGAGAAUGAGUUGGAGCUGUUGAUGUGUGGCACUGGUGAUAUAAACGUGCAGGACUUCAAGGCUCACGCAGUAAUCGUUGGAGGAUCAUGGCACUUCAGAGAGAAAGUGAUGAAGUGGUUCUGGGCAGUGGUGUCUAGUUUCACUCAAGAGGAGCUGGCUCGUCUGCUGCAGUUCACCACCGGAUCCUCCCAGCUUCCACCUGGAGGAUUCAACACCCUAUGCCCUUCCUUCCAGAUUAUUGCCGCCCCUACACACAGCACUUUGCCCACUGCACAUACCUGUUUUAACCAGCUGUGCCUCCCUACCUACGACUCCUAUGAGGAGCUGCACAAGAUGCUGAAGCUGGCCAUCAGUGAAGGCAGUGAAGGCUUCGGCAUGCUCUGACUCCUCCCUCCAUCACUGGCACUGUGGUUCCACCAACAUGGGAAACUGGUUCCCUCAAUUCACUUGCAUUUAACUGUGGGAUUUGUGGCAGAGAUUCACACAGACUCUAUAUAAACACUCUCUCAGGAUGAGAGGAAGUCCCCAAAGGCUGCUCUGGAAUCGGGACUUAAUCUUAUGAACUCUAGUGCUAUUUAUUGUAUGUAUAUAAACACCUUGCUUUAGUAAAAAUGAAAUUACAAAUGGUUAAAACGGUGAGGUUUGGGCUAAUUUUAUUUCUUAUGGCUAAAAGUUUCCUUAGUUUUAUAUGUUUGACAGACAAGUUAUGCUAGAGCAAAGGCCUUGAGUAUUACCAUAUUACUGCUUCUUUUGCAUUUUGCAAACUAAGGAACACUUAAGUGCAACAGCAGCCUACAGGUGAUGUGGGUGACACGUGCGUCUGCAUCCCUUUGGCCUUAAACGAUCAGGGACUGAUGUGUGUAUGUAAAUAAAUAAUAUCACUUUUAUUUCGAUACCUGUACAUACUAGGGUGUAUAAAUAGGUUUUCAUGGUGUUAUGUUUUGAUUUGACAUUUAAGGAGAAGGGAUUCUAAUUUCUUUAUUGCUGCCCGUUUGAUUGGUUGAGACUUUAUAUAAUUUCUGGAAACUUUUUUUUUUUUGUCUGUUAAAGAUGGGUUUUAAAAAGAAGCCAAGCAAUUUCUAUUGUUUGUAUAUGUUUGUAAUUUAUUGUGUCUUGGAGGAAAAUUUGUGUUGACCCAUAUGUUUGUCUGGAACUGUAAAUGUUUUUAUGUUUUAUAACCUGCCUUAUUCAUAACCUCUGCCUCUGAUUGUAUCCAGAGAGGUGCAAAGGUGAGCGAAGCCUAGCUGACAAUAAUAGGUAAUAGAAAUAUUAUCACAUUUGUAUGCAUACUAGUACACAUGGCAGUCUACAUGGAUGUGAGUGUUAGAUGUUGAGGAGAGCCCAUAUAUAACAAAAUUUCAGUUUUGUUAUAUAUGCUGUAUACUUUUUACUUUUCAUUCACAGCCUUUUAUGGGUUUACCUCAGAAUCUCCAAUGCCACCUAUGCAUCCUCUGACACAGACGUAUAUGUGUUCAUGCAAAUGUAUGGAAAAACAUAACACGUACACCUGUUUAUAGUUGCCUCCGUCGAGCUCUGACUACAUCCUUAGCCAUAUCGUUCCACACCCUCAGUAUAUGAUCACUGGAGAAAAUUCCAAAUUAGCUUUUCUUUAUAACGGUGUAAAAUUGUAUUUAUUAAUGCUGUUAGUGUUGUUAAUAUACUGAGCCAACAGAUUUUUUUUCUGAUCAUAAAUGUGUAGCAGUUCCUUUGCUGUUUGAGUUUACAUGUUCAUUAGCCAUUGGUUUUAGUGUUUGCUGCCAGUCUGGGUGUUCAGAAGGAAAAGGAAAAUGUUUUAUGUUUUGACAUGACUGUGUUUCCAAUAGAGAACUCUUAAUCCAGUUCCAUUUCUCACAUCAUUCUCACUUUUGACAGUCACAGCUGAACUGGAGAUUUAACCAUCAAAUGGCAAAGAUGUCACAUUUUCACUGAUGGUUUGAUUUCAAUUGUUGUGGCUUAUCAGUGCAUAUGCUUCUACUUAAGCUGGCCUUGAAAAGUGUUACAAGGGUGAAUGGGUUUGUUUGUUUGGGUUGUGCAAUGUUGACCUGAUGCCCUGAGAGCUAGAGAUGAGAGAAUGUUUAAAGUGCUUAUAAAAACGUCUCAUGAAAGGUGUCAGCACGAAUUCCAAUGACUGAUGUCAUAUUUAUCCGAAGGAACAGUAGCUGAAAUAUUCCAUACUUUAGUCUCAUAAGAUUACCAUGAUUAGAGAAUGUAAAAGACUGUCCUUAGUUUUACAUAUUGUUUCAUGUUUUUCAUGAGCAUCUACUUUGUUCUACUUGUUUUAUGUUGGAAUGUUUCUGAAUUAGAUGGAUCUUUUAGCAAUGUAGAUAUUGUGAAAUAUUUGCUGAUGACUUUGAAGCUGGGGUACUUUUUCCUUCUUUUUUUAAAAAAAAUGGCAAGCCUCUGCUGAUGAUGAAUGUUUUAGAUUCUCUGCGCUGCAGGUCCUUUGUUUAUGGGAAUAAAAAAUGAUGGACUAAA
This is a messenger RNA of Sphaeramia orbicularis (orbiculate cardinalfish), 5609 nucleotides long. It is a transcript of the gene arel1, whose product is annotated as apoptosis resistant E3 ubiquitin protein ligase 1. Gene Ontology annotation, biological process: protein polyubiquitination; negative regulation of apoptotic process; ubiquitin-dependent protein catabolic process. The transcript is spliced from 22 exons. The record is from RefSeq and is a predicted model, not a curated record. Gene Ontology annotation, cellular component: cytosol; cytoplasm. The coding region runs from base 456 to 3518 and encodes 1020 amino acids. NCBI's taxonomy places the organism in Eukaryota, Metazoa, Chordata, Actinopteri, Kurtiformes, Apogonidae. Gene Ontology annotation, molecular function: ubiquitin protein ligase activity.